Diplodia corticola is the source of this 855-nucleotide messenger RNA. Its product is annotated as short-chain dehydrogenase reductase family. The coding region runs from base 1 to 855 and encodes 284 amino acids. Gene Ontology annotation, molecular function: acylglycerone-phosphate reductase (NADP+) activity; triacylglycerol lipase activity. The transcript is spliced from 3 exons. Gene Ontology annotation, cellular component: lipid droplet; endoplasmic reticulum. The record is from RefSeq and is a predicted model, not a curated record. Gene Ontology annotation, biological process: triglyceride catabolic process; phosphatidic acid biosynthetic process. Lineage: Eukaryota; Fungi; Ascomycota; Dothideomycetes; Botryosphaeriales; Botryosphaeriaceae.
AUGUCCUCCCCCAAGAAAACAGUCCUCAUCACCGGCUGCAGCGCCGGCGGCAUCGGCUUCGCCCUCGCCCAAGAGUUCCAAUCCCGCGGCCUCCACGUCUUCGCCACCGCCCGCGACCCCUCCAAGAUGUCCGCCCUGCAAGACGAGCCCGACAUGACCCUCCUCGCCCUCGACGUGUCCUCGCCGCCGUCCAUCGCCGCCGCCGUCGCCGCCGUCAAGGCCCACACCGGCGGCACCCUCGACUACCUCGUCAACAACGCCGGCGCCCUGUACGUCACCCCCGUCCUCGACGGCGACGUCGCCCGCGCGAAAGCCCUCUUCGACGUCAACCUGUGGGGCGUCGUGAGCCUGACCCAGGCCUUUGCCCCGCUCGUCGUCGAGGCGAAGGGCUGUGUGGCGAACAUCUCGUCCAUCGCCGGCAUCAUGUACGCCCCGUACUACGGCUUCUACGCCGCGUCCAAAUCCGCGCUGCAGACACUCGGCGAGACGCUGCGCCUCGAGCUGCAGCCCUUCGGCGUCCGCGUCAUCACCGUCGUGUCGGGCGCGGUCGAGAGCAAGGUCUUCAACAACGGCGUGCCGCUGCGCCUGCCCGCAGGCUCGCUCUACCGCCCUGCCGAGAAGGAGAUCGCGGCGCGCGCUGCCGGCGCCGACAUCGAGAAGAACCACAGCACGCUCGAGGAGUAUUCGCGGGCGCUGGUGAGCGAUUUCCUGGGCGGCAAGGAUGGGAAGGUGUAUCGCGGGUGCAUGUCGACUCUGGUGCGGGUGCUGGCGGCGUGGUCGCCGGCCUGGCUGUUUGAAUGGUUUUCUUGGCGGGGCACGGGUCUCGAUAAAGUGGGGAAGCCGAAGCAGUUGUAG